AUGGCGUAUACACUCCACGAUACCGACUACACCCUGGUGGUGCGGCAACAGCCCGAGAGGGCCCGGGUCGCCAUCGGCAAGGAGAAAGACCGCAAGCCGAUCGACCCCUAUCCCAUUGUCCAGCUCAACGUCAGCCCUCGCAAGGACCCGGGCAAGACGUUCCUGCAGAAUCCCUACCUCAUGUUGACGGCGAGGCUGCUCCGCGCCCACAAGGACGGCGAGAGCCCGCCAAACGGCUCGGACCUGCUGCCCGAGGCCAAGGAGAACGAUCUCCUGGGCACCGUCGUCUCGUCUCUGUACAGCCUCAAGGACACGGACAACACACAGGGCGGCUUCUUCGUUUUUGGAGACCUCUCGGUGCGAAAGGAGGGCAUAUAUAAGCUCGAGUUCAUACUUUUCGAGCUCAAGAUGAGCACGCGGGAGUGCCUGAUGCGGGCGCGGACCGAGUCGAAAAAGUUCAAAGUCUAUCCGCACAAGGAGUUUCCCGGACUGGACGAGUCGACGUUUUUGACGCGGUCCUUCAGCGAUCAGGGCGUGCGCCUCCGCCUCCGCAAGGACUCGCGGAACGUGACGACGAGAAAGCGCAACCUCAAGAUUGCUCACACGUUUGGCGAAAUGAGAGACUCGGCUGCGCACCAGCAGCAGUAUGGGCCCAACCACGGCAGCCCUGAGGUGAGCCCCAUCGGGCAGCCGCACCACCUGCGCCGCUCGAGCAGCCUGCACGAUUCGGGGGUCGCCGUGGGACACAUGGACCGGUCCAGGGGCUCGAUGGGCCCGCAGGGCAGCCCCUACUUCAGCGAGUCGCCGCAGAGCAUGCGGGGCGAGUACGGCGGCGCGUACGGCUACGCGGGCGGCUACGACGAGCGGUCCAACAAGCGGCAGCGGACAAUGGAUUCUGGCGACGGCAACCACAACUACGACAGCGGGUACUCGCCCUACGCGCAAGCCGGCCCGCGGACGGUGCCGGAUCCCAUGGCGCAAUACCCCAUCUCGAGCAGCUUCGCCGUGCCGCCCACCCAGACCGCCAUGGCCGGCCUGCCCAUCCCGAGCCAUCCCACACACUACAGCAGCGCUCCGAGAACACACGAUGGCCAGCUCCACCCGGAGCGCGGCGUCGAGCUCCAUGUCAACACUUUCUCGCCCUACACAAAUUUCCCGCCAGACUCGCAAUUAUAG
Messenger RNA from Lasiosphaeria miniovina, 1176 nucleotides. RefSeq names its product velvet factor-domain-containing protein. The record is from RefSeq and is a predicted model, not a curated record. The transcript has 2 exons. Bases 1 to 1176 code for a protein of 391 amino acids. NCBI's taxonomy places the organism in Eukaryota, Fungi, Ascomycota, Sordariomycetes, Sordariales, Lasiosphaeriaceae.